AUGGACUCUUCCCCUAACAAGAAGACGUACCGCUAUCCUCGUAGAUCGCUGUCGCUGCACGCGCGAGAUAGGGCCAGCCAGGCUCGUAAACUGGAAGAAUUGAAUUUGACUGAUGGGUUAGUUGCCGCUGGUUUGCAGUUGGUGGGCGUAGCAUUAGAAAAGCAAAGCACAGGAUCGCAUAUAUACAUGAAGCAGAAGAAUUUUUCAGCCAAUGAUGUUGCCUCGUCUUCUGUGGUUUCCGAAAACGUUAAGGCAUCGAAAAUAGAUUUUAAUCCGAAAUGCAUGCCUCAGGAUGUAAUGCUCGUCGAAAGGAUGUUUGAUGAGCUUUUGGAGGACGGGACCUUUUUUUGGGGCGCUGCUUAUAAAAAUCUGCAAAACAUAUCGCUUCGUAGGAAAUGGCUGUUGAUAUGUAAGAUCCGUAGUCCUAAUCACUGGGGAAGCAACACAGCGGUUUCCGGUGCCAAGUCAUACUCUGCUCAAUUAGCCACUGGUGAGCUCGCGGAAAACUCUCAUUUUUUGGAUGGUUUGGUUAGAAAUCUUUCGGGAGGAGGAAUGGGCUUAUCCAAGACCCUGUAUAAACUAGAGAAGUUUCUGCGCAAGCAAAACUUCUUACAGCUUUUCCUUAAGGAUGAAAUCUAUUUGACGACUUUACUUGAGAAGACUUUACCACUCGUAUCCAGGGAUCUGCAGUUUGUUUAUCUUCGAUGCUUCAAAAUAUUGAUGAAUAACCCAUUAGCAAGAAUAAGAGCGCUGCACUCCGAGCCUUUGAUUAGUUGGUUUACCCAACUUCUAACGGACAGGAAUUGUAACUUGAAAUGUCAGUUACUUUCCAUGGAACUCCUUCUCCUAUUAACCUACGUAGAAGGCCCAACGGGAUGUAAGUUGAUAUGGGACCAGCUUUCAAUAUUGUUCAGCAAUUGGUUGCAAUGGUUUGGCAAAAUCCUUGCAGACGACGUCAAAACACACACAUCAUUGUAUUUGAACUGGAGCCAAUUGAAAAUAGACUACUCAAUGACUUUCUUACUAUUGAUUAAUUCCAUUUUGCAAGGAUUUAAUAACAAGACUGCGCUGAAAAUUUUCAGUUUUUUGAAGAAGAGUAAUAUUCAUGGCAUUAUGGCCACCUUAGAAUCAUCCUACAAGGAUGACUCUAAUAAUAUCGUCAUCAUGGAACAAAUAAAGCAGUUCAAAACCAAAGAAUCGAGCAUUUUUGAUUCAAUGAUACAAACCAGUAGAGAUAUGAAAGCAACCCCUUCAAUGAAAAAUGUUACAGAAGAAGAAGGUGCGCCUGUUUGCAUUGAAAAUUGUUUGUUAUUAAAAGUGAAAGAUAGCCCCAUAGAAACGCCAAUAAACGAGAUUAUUCAAUCAUUGUGGAAAAUUCUAGACUCUAAAAAACCUUAUUCAGAAUCUAUUAAACUACUCAAGUUGAUAAAUUCUCUACUAUUUUAUCUUAUCGAUUCUUUUCAAGCUCCGAUAUGUUCUUCCUUUGAUGAAAAUUUAGAUUUAGCACAAAAUGUAGAUUCUGUAUUUCAAGAUUCUGUUAACAAGCUACUGGAUUCUUUACAGUCAAAUGAAAUUGCAAGGAGAGCAGUCACUGAAAUUGAUGAUCUGAACAAUAAGAUUCUUGAUUUGAAUGAAAAAUUGAAUCUGGUCGAGAAUUAUAGCAAAGAUCACCUUAUAGCAAAACUCGAUGAAAGUGAAGCUUUGGUAUCUUUGAAAACGAAGGAAAUUGAAAGUUUAAAGCUACAAUUGAAGGCCAAUAAGAAGAAACUGGAUCAAAUCACCACACAUCAAAGAUUAUAUGACCAACCACCUUCAUUAAUGAGCAGCAACUUGAGUUCUGUCGAUUCAAUAACAAAGAAUAAUAAUCAUAGCAAUCUCAUUUUCCAAAAUUUAGCCAUAAAACAGCAAAAGCAAAAAAAUUCCUUACCCAAGCGUUCAACAAGUCUACUGAAAAGUAAAAGGAUUUCGUCCCUUUCCUCAUACCUGAGCGACGCAAAUAAUGAGAAUGAAGGCCAGAACCAAGUGGAAGACAACUUAAAAGAUUCAUCUUUUCAAACAUCUACCUCAACAGUUAAUUUCAAUAUACCUUCUAUGAAAAAUGUCGCGAAUAUGCAAAAUGUAUCUUUAAAUUCAAUACUUUCAGAGUUGGACUUCUCAAACAACAUGAAUAGUCAGCCAAAUUAUCAAUCCUCUCCUGUACUGUCUUCGAUUUCCUCGUCGCCGAAACUAUUUCCCCGACUUUCUUCAGACAGUCUUGAUAAUAGCAUCCAACUGUUAUCUGAGGUUGAUAAAUUACCUCCACCUCUGCCUCCUCCUCCUCCUCCUCCUCCUCCUCCACUUCCUCCAUCUCUUUUGAUUGAUAUGGAAGCUACUCUUAAGCCAGAUGUUGUUCCUUAUAUUCUAGCGCCUCCCCCACCACCCCUCCCAGAUUUGUUUAAGACUGAAGAAUCAUUUGCUAUCCCACCGCCUCCACCUCUUCCUGAGUCCCUAUCAAUGUCCGAAGGGCCUUCUGAAAAUAAUUUCGUCACUCCUCCAGCCCCACCUUUACCCAGUGGUUUACUUUCACUGUCGUCGGCGUCUAUUAAUUCAACGACAGUUAAUUUAGUACCACCCUCACCUGAAAGGCGUUUGAAGCAGAUUCAUUGGGAUAGAGUGGAAGACGUAAAAGAUACACUUUGGGAAGAUGCAUUCCAACGCCAAGAAACAAUUAGAGAAUUGCAAACUGAUGGCGUAUUUUCUCAAAUUGAAGACAUCUUCAAGAUGAGAAGUCCAGCCAAAAUUGCAAGUAAAAAUAAUGCAGGAUCUUCAACUGCUUUAUCUUCAAAUAAUGGCAAGUCUUUGAAUGAAUUGAAAAAAGUCUCCUUUUUAUCAAGAGAUUUAGCUCAACAAUUUGGCAUCAAUUUACAUAUGUUCUCUCAACUAUCUGAUAUGGAAUUUGUUAUGAAAGUUUUGAACUGUGAUAACGACAUUAUCCAGAAUGUCAAUAUAUUGAAAUUUUUCUGUAAAGAGGAACUGACAAAUAUACCCAAAAGUUUGCUUAAUAAGUACGAGCCAUAUUCUCAAGGUAAAGAGGGUAAAGCAGUAAGCGAUUUGCAAAGAGCUGACAGAAUUUUUCUGGAAUUGUGUAUUAAUUUAAGAUCUUAUUGGAAUGUAAGAUCAAAGAACCUCCUGACACUAUCAACAUAUGAGAGAGAUUAUUACGAUUUGCUUUUCAAACUACAAAAAAUUGAUGAUGGAAUUUCCCAUUUAAAUCUUUCACCUAAGUUUAAGAAUUUAAUGUUUAUAAUCACGGAAAUUGGUAAUCAUAUGAAUAAAAAGAUUGUCAAGGGAAUUAAAUUGAAAUCACUAACGAAACUAGCAUUCGUUAGAUCCAGCGUUGACCAAAAUAUGUCAUUUUUACAUUUCAUUGAAAAAAUCAUAAGAAUAAAGUAUCCUGAUUUAUAUGGUUUUGUAGAUGAUUUGAAGAAAAUUGAAGAUUUAGGUAAAAUUUCGCUAGAACACAUUGAGCUGGAAUGUCACGAGUUUUAUAAUAGAAUAGAAAAUUUGGUCACUCAAUUCCAAACUGGAAAACUGUCGAAGGAGGAAAAUUUAGAUCCAAGAGAUCAAAUUGUUAAAAAAGUCAAAUUUAAGAUUAAUCGGGCCAAAAUAAAGAGCGAAUUAUUGAUGGGUCAAUGCAAACUAACCUUGAUAGAUUUAAACAAACUUAUGAAGUAUUAUGGCGAGGACCCUAGUGAUAAAGAGAGUAAGAAUGAUUUUUUUCAACCCUUCAUUGAAUUUUUGGCCAUGUUCAAAAAAUGUGCUAAGGAGAAUAUAGAAAAGGAAGAAAUGGAGAGGGUCUACGAACAAAGAAAGAGCCUGUUAGAAAUGAGAACAAACAACAACAAGAAAAGCAAUGGGAACGAUGAAAACGAAGGUGAAGAAGUGAACACAGACGCUGUUGAUCUACUGAUUUCUAAACUGCGUGAAGUCAAGAAGGACCCGGAGCCUUUAAGAAGAAGGAAAAGUACAAGACUCAGCGAAGUCGCCGUGAAUGUCAACGACGAGGACCUGAAAAUGAAAGAUGAUGAAGACCACAUUCUAUUGGAGAGAACCCAUGCCAUGCUAAAUGAUAUUCAAAGAAUAUAA
This is a messenger RNA of Saccharomyces kudriavzevii IFO 1802, 4125 nucleotides long. It is a transcript of the gene BNR1, whose product is annotated as formin BNR1. The record is from RefSeq and is a predicted model, not a curated record. Gene Ontology annotation, biological process: mitotic actomyosin contractile ring assembly; actin filament bundle assembly; barbed-end actin filament capping. The coding region runs from base 1 to 4125 and encodes 1374 amino acids. The transcript has a single exon. Gene Ontology annotation, cellular component: cell division site; cellular bud neck; mating projection tip. Gene Ontology annotation, molecular function: actin binding; small GTPase binding. NCBI's taxonomy places the organism in Eukaryota, Fungi, Ascomycota, Saccharomycetes, Saccharomycetales, Saccharomycetaceae.